AUGAAUGAAAAAUUUAUAUUUUACAUAUUGAUUGUACUGACAGUCAUAACUAAUUCAAAAUAUACGGUUGCAGGUUCUAUAAUUACUAAAGUAUUUGAUAUCGAAGAUACGAUUGAUUAUUGGACACCUGAAAGAAUGAGAGAUGCAAUACCCUUAACAAAUAAUGAAUCUGAUAAUAAUAAACCCAAUUUUCGUACUAAAAGAAAUCGGUUAUUAGUGAAGAAAGCGAACUUUAAUCCUUAUGUUCCUUAUGGAAAAUUAUUUUUUCAUAACACCGGCGAUGGUAAAAAUUAUGCUUGUACUGCUAGUGUAAUUAGGACUGACAAUGGAAAUAUCGGGCUUACUGCCGCACAUUGUAUUUAUAAUCAAAAUAAUAAUUGGUCUUCAAAUAUGGUUUUUUGCCCCGGGUUUCAAAAUGGUGAAUGUCCAGUUGCUAUCCCCGUUAAAGGAGGUUCUGUAGAAGUAGUAAAUAAUAAAUAUUAUUAUGAUUACGGCAUGAUUAAAUUCAAUUACGAUCAGGGUAAAUUGCAAGACAGAACAGGAUGUUUUGACUGGGAUACUAAUCCGGGAGAUACAGUUAAUAAUAUCACUGCAAUAGGUUAUCCAGUAAAUGGUGAAAUUGAAAAUUGUAAAAAAGAUGGAAGUUCCCUUUGCCAAUGGAGUGGGAGUUCGUUUAGAUCAGGUAGUUUUAGAUACGUACCUAUAAAUACCGGAAGUGGUUCAAGCGGAGGCCCUUGGAUUAGAAACUAUGACAAUAAAACUCAAACAGGCUGGGUAAUUGGUAAUACAAGCGCUUCAUCAAAAGGGUUAUCUAAUUCACCCAUAUAUGCUCACGACGAAUUCACGAAACUAAUAAAUGAGGCUGUAAAACUUUAA
Rhizophagus irregularis DAOM 181602=DAOM 197198 is the source of this 876-nucleotide messenger RNA. RefSeq lists its product as uncharacterized. The record is from RefSeq and is a predicted model, not a curated record. Lineage: Eukaryota; Fungi; Glomeromycota; Glomeromycetes; Glomerales; Glomeraceae.